Silurus meridionalis is the source of this 3026-nucleotide messenger RNA. RefSeq names its product deleted in malignant brain tumors 1 protein-like. Lineage: Eukaryota; Metazoa; Chordata; Actinopteri; Siluriformes; Siluridae. The record is from RefSeq and is a predicted model, not a curated record. The coding region runs from base 223 to 2385 and encodes 720 amino acids. The transcript is spliced from 15 exons. Gene Ontology annotation, cellular component: membrane.
UACAAAAGGAAGCGAGUGGUGCAGCGAACGCAUAGAGAGAGAUAGAAAGAAAUGGAAAGAAAAACAAAAGAAAAAUGGUUUCAUUUAUAAUCAGUGACCACAUUUAGUUCACUAUUGUGCGUUUGAGGAACAAGGCUGAGUGUUGUUACAUAGAAACCCCAGCCUGUCUAGUAUGCUGCUGAUCUCAGGAGGGAGUGAAGUCUGCUCCCACAUUUACUGAAAAUGGAGGUCUUUAAGAUCCUCGUGGUGCUUCAGGCUCUAGUUCUUACUCAAGGAAAGCUGUCCAUACACCAGGCUUCUACGCCGUGCUCCUGGGCUUUGAACUCUACAGAAAAAGAUCAGAGUUUGCCUAUUUUCACGAAGCAGUUCCUGUCAUCGUCUGCCGAUGGGAUCUGUCAGGCCCUUGGCUGUGGUCAUGUACACCAGCUAAAUGCGAGCACUGUGCAUGAAAAUGCGAGCUGUCUAUCAGGCUGCAUCUACAGCAAUAACCAACUAAUCAACUGUACGGAGGUUCAUAGUACAGACUGUAGCAUUCUGUCAGAGGUUGUCUGUGAUGCUCCUUACGUAACCCCAACAAAUCAUCCCUGCAUCUGGAACAUAAUGACUCUAUCGUCUAAAUCAGCAGUUAUUCUGACGAGGGAAUCCAUGCUCAGACUGUCCAAUGAAAUAUGUCAGAACUUCAAUUGUGGUGAAGCCUUUGCCCAGAACAACACAAUAGCUUCACCCAACAGUUCUUGUCUAACCGAUUGUGUCUUCCACAACUCUUAUUUGUGGAACUGUUCCACAGUGGUCCGAAAUGACUGCUUAAACAUUUCCAAAGUCAUUUGUGGCAACCACAAAGUCAGAUUGUCAGGAGGUAGCCAUAAGUGUGCUGGCCGGGUGGAGCUGUGGAGUGCUGGACAAUGGGGCACGGUGUGUGACGAUGAGUGGGAUAAACAGGACGCAGACGUGGUCUGUGCUCAGCUCAGCUGUGGAUAUGCAAUCUCUGUUAGUGGGCAGAAUGGACCUUAUAGCCAGGGUAAAGGUCCCAUUCUCAUGGAUGAACUGAACUGUACAGGACAGGAGAGGAGCUUGUGGGAGUGUCCUGCAGUAAGAGAAGGUCAUGACUGUGGACAUAAAGAAGAUGCAGGAGUGGUCUGUUCAGAAUAUAAGGCUUUAAGACUUACUGGUGGAAAGGACAAUUGCUCAGGCAGAGUGGAAAUCCAUCGGAAUGGUUCGUGGGGUACAGUGUGUGAAGAUUGCUGGGAAGAAGAUGAGUCAAUCAUGGCUUGUGCAAUGCUCGGCUGCGGGAAACCUGAAAAAUUCACAUCCUUUGAUCCACCCUUUAGCCACACAAAUGGAACACGUUGGUUUUACCAGUGUUCAGAAGUAUAUGAUACCCUGUGGAAGUGUAAAGAAAUAGAUGCCACUAAAGGUAGUUUAUGCAACUCAAACGCCGCAGGACUGAUAUGCAACUAUUCUCUUGGACUACCUGAGCCUACCACUUUAGCUGUACCUACAACCAUGGUAUCAACUGUGCAAACCACUGCAGAAGCACCUGUAAUGGUCUGGUCUCCUGAAUUACUGGCCUGCAUUGUACUAUCCUUCAUUCUCUUGAUUACAAUUGUAUCAAAUAUCAUCAUAUGUUGCUGUUCAAAAAAGAAACGUAAAGCUCUUCAAGUUCAGCAGAGAUUUGCCAAUCUACAAACCUCCACAGCAGCUGAAGAGAAUAGCUAUAGAAAUUCAAUCCACCUUGUUAAAGUAACUAAUAAUGACAGCAACUCUGGUCCAACAAUGCCUCCACCAAUGUGGACUCAGAAUAGUGUUGAGAGUACUUCCUAUGACACAGAUUAUGAAACCAACGACAGUGUCCCAAACGGUGAUUUCACCCUGUCCACUUUCCGAAACUCCAUGCGAUACAAUGCAGAUGAUCGGAAUCAUGCUAUAAAUGGCCCAAAUCUACAAAGUGUGGCUGAGGAGGGUGAGGCAAAGUACUUAGACGCAGCUGCUGCAAAUCAAGGAUACCUGCAAGCCCCUGUGGACGCAUUCCAGCGCCUCUCUGCCAAUCCCAGUGCCGACUCAUUUGACACAUCCAGCACCUCAUCUGGGGAGUGUUAUGAAAAUCUAGGCCACAACUGUGCAGAGUUGUACUCCGAGAAUUACCAAAAUCAUGGAGAAGCGAUCCAAAGUGACCUGCAGCCUGAAAUUCCCACCAUGCACCAUACUGGGGACUUCCAAAAUGCAACAGUAUACAGAGAGAAUAUGGAACCGAGCAGUGGAGAAGAUUCCCCCAUUUACUCUCCUGUGAGUGCUGAUGUUGAGCCCUUCUCAAAUGACUCUGAUGAUGGUGGUGACACCGAUGACUAUGAUGAUGUUGCUAACUACUCACAAACGCCACUGAUGUGAACAGCACUGAUGUAGUAGCCUUUUUUUUUGUAGUUUGUUAGUUAAAUAUUCCUGAGAAUCUAAUGCCAAGCUGCCACUCUUUGGGCCCUUGAGCGAGGCCCUUAACCCUCUGUGCUCCAGGGAUGCUGUAACAUGGCUGACCCUGCACUCUAUCACUUCAUAACAUCACUGGGAUAUGCAAAGAAAGAAUCUUACUGUGCUGUAAAGUAUGUGUGACAGUAUAAUGCAUCUUUUUUUCCUUGAUUUCUUUUCUUGUACAUUUUGCAGUCAUUUUGACAUGUAAAGACGUUCAGACUAUGUAUUUUAAGGUGCUGGUCUAGAGCUAGCCAUCUGGCAAUGUUAUAUAUUUGCACAUGGAAAUCCCAGCACUUUCACUCUGAGAAGGUUUAUAUUGUAUGUACGUAAUAUGUAAUACAUAUGUACUACAUAAUUACACUCUUUGAAAAAUUGAAUCACCCUGACAAUGAAAGGAAGCUGAAAUUAGCUAAAAUUAGCAUCAAUUCAAGUGUUGGCCAGUUGAACAUUUUAUUUAAAAAAAAAUCUAUGAAUGAAUAACUAAAUUCCAAAAUGUAAUUUUUUAUAAUUUUUCGUGCUGUCAAGUUUAUCAGGUUGUAAAUAAAAUAAUUGUAUAAAACUUGCAA